AAUUCUACUGGAAUCUGGAACACACACUACGCCAUCGAAGAAACGACGAAUCCAUGUGCACAAACAUGGCCUUCUUGGGACGAACAACUUUUUGCCGGUCACAAUCGCGCUCGUUCGCCAUUUUAACUCAAAAUCCGAAUCUAGUUUCGAUUCAGUCAGCGUCAGCGUUCGGUUUGUUGUGUCUUCGCCAGUUCUCAAGUAAAAAAAUGGGUUUACCUCGUGUGUUUUUUGAUAUGACCGCUGAUAAUCAGCCCGUGGGUCGCAUCGUUAUGGAACUGCGUUCCGACGUUGUACCAAAGACCGCUGAGAACUUCCGUGCUCUAUGUACACACGAAAAGGGAUUCGGAUUCAAGAACUCAACAUUCCACCGUGUCAUCCCGAACUUUAUGUGCCAAGGAGGUGAUUUCACCAAUCACAAUGGUACCGGUGGCAAGUCUAUCUAUGGCAACAAGUUCAACGAUGAAAACUUCACCUUGAAGCACACCGAACCUGGUUGUUUGUCCAUGGCCAACGCUGGACCCCACACCAACGGAUCGCAAUUCUUCGUCACUACUGUUAAAACUGCGUGGUUGGAUAACCGUCACGUUGUUUUUGGCAAAGUGGUUGAGGGUAUGGAUGUUGUUAAGAAGAUUGAAGGCUUUGGCAGUCAAUCCGGAAAGACUAGCAAGAAGAUUGUCGUCGCUGAUUGUGGCCAACUUUAAGGCGGCAAACCCAGCCAAAAGCGUAGUUUAUUCCCAAUAAAUAAGAAAAAAAUUGUUUAAAAUCCCAACAAAAACCAACAACAACAACAACAACUACACACAAAAGCAGAGAAGAUAAAUAUACAAUUAAAAUAAAUUAAAAAACAAGAAACAAGAGAUGAAAAACUUUUAAAGUAUAAGUAACAGCAGAAGUUUAACAAAAUUUAAUAAAUUUAAUUAAUUAAACGA
Episyrphus balteatus (marmalade hoverfly) is the source of this 929-nucleotide messenger RNA. RefSeq names its product peptidyl-prolyl cis-trans isomerase-like. Gene Ontology annotation, biological process: protein folding; protein peptidyl-prolyl isomerization. The transcript has 2 exons. The record is from RefSeq and is a predicted model, not a curated record. Gene Ontology annotation, molecular function: peptidyl-prolyl cis-trans isomerase activity. The coding region runs from base 54 to 701 and encodes 215 amino acids. NCBI's taxonomy places the organism in Eukaryota, Metazoa, Arthropoda, Insecta, Diptera, Syrphidae. Gene Ontology annotation, cellular component: intracellular membrane-bounded organelle.